GAGAUUUCGAAGUAUGUACACAAAUUAAUCCUCGUACUAAAUACUUUCCACGCUAUUUUGUAUCCGACCAACUUCCGAAGGAAACCAUGAAAGAUGCGUAAUAAGAGUGGAUAUUCUCUGUUCCUGAAGCCGGGAACCAAAAUCAGUCAACAAACUAUUCCAAUUAAAGAAGAUGGUUCCAAUGAUUUGUCAUGGCGUGAUUUCACGUUGGAUAAUCGACGAGUACUUGCAACAAGAGAUAAGUGCGAGGUGUGGAGUCAACUCCACACACAUUUAGAGUGGAAACACCUGGUUCAUUCAUUCGGUGCUUCUCGUACAACUCCAAGGACAUUAAGCCAUCAGCACGGAUCGAUGGAUGGAGGGAUUGAAGGAAGGGGCCACGCCAAGCACGCUCCAAGUGAUGCGUGGUGUGGUACACAACUUCCCCAGGCUGAAUCUUCGACGGCGGAGGAGGAGCCGAUGGCAAACACACCAGACGCAUUGUAUGUAAACGUCGAUCACCGCCUGCCAGUCGCCGGCGCAAGUUGAAGAAAGUCGGACGGGGUUAGGCAAGUUGCUGGC
This is a messenger RNA of Marchantia polymorpha subsp. ruderalis, 561 nucleotides long. Lineage: Eukaryota; Viridiplantae; Streptophyta; Marchantiopsida; Marchantiales; Marchantiaceae. The record is from the annotation of a GenBank genome assembly.